Trichoderma virens Gv29-8 is the source of this 1147-nucleotide messenger RNA. RefSeq lists its product as uncharacterized. The transcript is spliced from 2 exons. Lineage: Eukaryota; Fungi; Ascomycota; Sordariomycetes; Hypocreales; Hypocreaceae. The coding region runs from base 64 to 948 and encodes 294 amino acids. Gene Ontology annotation, cellular component: membrane. Gene Ontology annotation, molecular function: lipase activity. The record is from RefSeq and is a predicted model, not a curated record.
AGCGAGCGCUGUUCCCCAACUGUUGUGAUACUACAAAAUUUCAUACAAGUCAGCCCAUCCACCAUGACAACCACAGAAGGCACGUUCAAGGCGGGCGAUGCGAGCCUCUACACCAAGACGUGGACGCCAGCGGGCCCUGUUGUAGCCAAGCUCAUCUUCGUCCACGGCUUCAGCGAGCACAUCAACCGCUACAACGACUGGUUCCCCAUACUCGCCGAGCACGGCAUCCAGGUCUUCUCAUGGGACCAGCGCGGCUGGGGCCGCAGCGUGACUCGGCCCGCUGAGAAGGGCCUGACCGGGCCAACGGCGCAGGUUGUUGCCGACAUUGUCGCCUUCAUUCAGGAGAAGCUGCCGUCGGACGUGCCCGUCUUCGUCAUGGGCCACUCCAUGGGCGGCGGCGAGGUGCUGACGCUGGCGGGAGACGCGAAGCACCGGCAGCUGGUCGCCCAGAUCCGGGGCUGGAUUCUCGAGGCGCCCUUCAUCGGCUUCUCCAAGGGCGAGGAGCCCAGCGUGGUCAAGGUCGUCCUGGGGAGGCUGGUUGGGCGAUUGCUGCCGCGACAGCAGCUCAAGCAUGUGGUUCCGCCGGAGCACUUGAGCCGCGAUCCGGCAAUCGUCGAGUCCAUCAAGAACGAUGAGCUGUGCCACAACACCGGCACGCUGGAGGGCCUAGCAUCGCUGUUGGAUCGCACGGCGCUGCUCUCUUCUGGGGGAGUGAAGCUGGGCGGUGACGUGCAGGCUCUUCUGCUGACUCACGGCACGAACGACAUGACGUGCAGUUAUGACGCGGCCGUGAAGUUUGUCAAUGACCAGGCGGCGGUUGAGGACAGAGAGACCAAGUCGUAUGACGGUGGAUAUCACCAGCUCCACGCGGACCACUGCAAGGACGAGUACACAAAGGACGUGAUUGACUGGAUCCUGAAGCGAUCCAAGAUCGAUUCGAAGUUGUAAGGAGUCGACCAGCUUGUUGUUAUGAGGCUUGCAUUAUGGCGUUUUUUCCCGUUUUUCUUUUAGGAUAGUCGAUCAACUUGGCUGCUUACAUGGAUGCAGCCAUCUAUCCGUACAUGUAACCCCCGGUCCUUACAUAUAAUACUUAGCUAUCUACGUUUCAAUAAGGGAGUGGCUAUUCAGCACCCCAUGUUCGCUGUUC